AUGUUUAACGUUCUGCUGAUUGCUUACUUAUUAUUGUCUGUUGCGCGAAUCAUAAAUGGUGGCAGCAUUUCGGGAUGGGAUAAUACAACGAACGAUAAGAGCGGUUUGCCCGCUCACGGAAUUAUAACAACAAAUAUAUUUUGUGAAUAUCCGAAGAAUGCUUUCGAAGUAUUGAUCAAUAGGCAGUGCCCCGCUACAGACCCAUUUUGUGUCGUCGAUGUACCAUUCGACAUAUUGCUCAAUCAGAGGUAUAGAUGUGCCACAGCGCCACAUCGGAAAGAUCUCAUGGUAAAUUUGAUGAAUUCAUCACAGUUAUUGGCGCAAGUAAACAGUGACAGUGAUUUGCAUAGCGGUCAUUCGAAUUGUAUGUUGACGGCAUUUUAUUCGCCAGACUGUGCAUUUAGCAUACGAAUGGUGUCUUAUCUAUAUCAAUUGCCGCUCAUGUAUCCUCGAUUGCGUAUUGUCGCCACGGAUGCAAGAGACCACAGCAAAUUGAAUAGUCGGUAUGGGAUCAUCGGAACACCUACCAUAUUACUGUGGGUCGAUGGCAGUGUAGUUUCCCGUAUGGAUGAAGCACCUUUCUCAUUGAAAGCAUUCAGAGAUUAUAUAGAAAAAUGGACUGAUCUUGAGCUGGAAUACAUGCCAGCAGUGGAGAACAAAAGUGAUUUCAUUGAAAACAUACAAUUCUACAAGUCAAGUUUCGAUUGGUAUCUUGUUGUGUCAUGGUGUUCUUCUGUCAUAAGUAUUGCUUAUUUCUUCAUGAAUUCAAAGUACGGGCAAGCUUUCUGGGAAACAUUUCGCACAAAUUACUUUCAAGCAAAUGACACUCAGCAAUAA
Messenger RNA from Brugia malayi, 837 nucleotides. RefSeq lists its product as uncharacterized. The transcript has 5 exons. Lineage: Eukaryota; Metazoa; Nematoda; Chromadorea; Rhabditida; Onchocercidae. The record is from RefSeq and is a predicted model, not a curated record. Bases 1 to 837 code for a protein of 278 amino acids. Gene Ontology annotation, cellular component: cilium. Gene Ontology annotation, biological process: cilium assembly.